AUGAGUAACAAAAUUGUGGAGGUAAUAGUGGGUCACUCAUUCACCCUACUCCCACCAGGGCGAGACGACCAGCACACCCACAGAUGGACGAUUUUCGUGAAGCCUGCCAACAAGGACUACGACGAUUUUCCCGAUACGAAACUAAUCCAGAAGGUCAAAUUCGACAUCCAUAAAACGUUCGCCCAACCCACACGAUGGGUUCACAAACCACCGUUUCAAAUCACCGAAACCGGUUUCGCAUCGUUCUCGGCAGUCGUGACGAUACACCUGAACAUUCCCAACGAGAAGCCACGUGCCAUACCCUACGAGCUGACUCUCUACACAGGCCAGUCGGGUGAGAACGAGGUCGUUCAGAAGCUGCCAGUGAUGACUGACCAUAUUCGACCAGAGUACUUGGAAUUGAUCAAAAAGUAUCGACCGAAGAAGCGGAAGGCGUCGAUGGCCUACGGAUCGUCGAAUGAUGAGAAGUCUCCGCAUUCGAAGCGAGCAUUGUCACCGAUUAAAGAGGAGAAGGAGAGAAAGAAGCGGCCGAGGAUAGAGGAAAGGGAGGAUCGGAAGGAGGAUCGGAGAGAUGAUCGGAAGAACGACAGGAAGGAAGAUCGGAAGGAGGAUAGGAAGGAUGAUCGAAAAAAGGAGAAGGAGAAGAAGCAUCAUAGAGACAGUCGGGAGAGGUCCCGUGAUAGGUCCAAAGAGUCGCGCGAAACAGAAACUAGGGAAACUAAGGAUUCCCGGGACAAAGGGCUGAAAGAGAAGGAUAAGGAGCUCAAGGAGAAGGAACCCAAGGAGAAAGAUCCCAAAGAGUCCCCCGAAGAGUUGACAAAGAAACUCAAUGAGUGCGAAGACCCACGUGUCAUAUAUAAAGCCGGCCUGUAUCUCCUGGAGCACCUGCCAGACGUGCAACUCGAUUUGAAAACUCAAAAACUCUCCUACGAUCUCACCAAGGGAAGCGCCGAUGACUUGAUGGAAAUUGCGAGGAUUCUCAGGAAGAGCAAAUAA
Caenorhabditis briggsae is the source of this 996-nucleotide messenger RNA. Gene Ontology annotation, cellular component: NuA4 histone acetyltransferase complex. Gene Ontology annotation, molecular function: histone binding. Gene Ontology annotation, biological process: regulation of transcription by RNA polymerase II; chromatin remodeling. The record is from RefSeq and is a predicted model, not a curated record. The transcript is spliced from 4 exons. Lineage: Eukaryota; Metazoa; Nematoda; Chromadorea; Rhabditida; Rhabditidae. The coding region runs from base 1 to 996 and encodes 331 amino acids.